UACUCCAAUUGGCUGGCUGGCUCUCUCGUAUCCGCGGGCACUGGGCAGUCGUCCUCUGCGAAUACGCUCUGUUCGUGCUUAUCGACCACUCUCGGUGCCCUACGCCUCCGAGUCCUCGAAUCAAUGGAAGGAGAAGAGGAUUCCAACAGUCCGAGGGGCAAAGAUUAUGGAAAAUUCGAAUAUGGAUGCGAACAUUAUAAGAGACGGUGCGAAAUCCGAGCUCCUUGCUGCAACCAGAUCUUCCCCUGCCGCCAUUGCCACAACGACGCCGCGAAUUCCUUACCUGAUCCGAAAGAACGGCAUGAGCUGGUCCGGCAGAAUGUGAGGCAGGUUAUUUGUGCAAUAUGUCACACCGAGCAAGAGGUUGCUCAAGUCUGUUCCAAUUGUGGCGUCAAUAUGGGGGAAUACUUCUGCGGUAUUUGCAAAUUCUUUGAUGACGAUACCUCGAAAGGACAGUUUCAUUGCGAUGAUUGCGGAAUCUGUAGAGUUGGCGGUCGUGAUAACUUCUUUCACUGCCAGAAUUGUGGGGCUUGCUAUUCAAUGAGCUUGCAUAAUACACAUUCAUGUGUUGAGAACUCCACGAAGAACUACUGUCCUGUUUGUUACGAGUACCUAUUUGAUUCGGUUAAAGUCGCACAUGUUAUGAAGUGUGGGCACACUAUGCAUAUGGAUUGCUUCAAACAAAUGCUCGAGAGACAACAGUACCGAUGUCCCAUUUGUUCCAAGUCAAUGCUGGAUAUGUCUUCUACAUGGCAGAUGUUAGAUCUGGAGAUAAGCACCACACAGAUGCCUGGUGACUACAGAUUUGAGGUUCCGAUCCUGUGUAACGACUGCAAUCAAAGGAGCAGAGUGAUGUUCCACAUUUUAGGACACAAAUGUGAACAUUGUGGGUCGUAUAACACCCGCAGGAUCUCAACCCCACAAGACAACACCGUACCCCCACCACCACCGUAGUGGAAUCUAUAACUGACACUGUUUUGCUGAACCCGGCAAUGCUGUUUUAUUGGUUGCUGGCAGAAACCAUGUGUUUUUGUAAUGCAUGUUCUCCUUGGGGCAACGAAUCUAUAUUAUGAUGAUAAAACCAUGGGUUUGAUUAUGCAAUAAUCAGACCUCCUCCGA
Messenger RNA from Tarenaya hassleriana, 1119 nucleotides. Its product is annotated as E3 ubiquitin-protein ligase MIEL1. Gene Ontology annotation, molecular function: zinc ion binding; ubiquitin protein ligase activity. Lineage: Eukaryota; Viridiplantae; Streptophyta; Magnoliopsida; Brassicales; Cleomaceae. The record is from RefSeq and is a predicted model, not a curated record. Gene Ontology annotation, cellular component: nucleus. The transcript has 12 exons. The annotation marks the transcript as partial. Gene Ontology annotation, biological process: ubiquitin-dependent protein catabolic process; protein ubiquitination.